UUGGUAGCAAUAUAGCUCAAAAUAAGGAAAUGAAAUUGUUAGCAAUCGUUUUGGUUGCGUUGACCUCAUCGGUCUGCGCAACGCCAUCGCCAAAAUGUGGACUGAAACAUGUCAGACGUCCUGCCGAUGGUGAUGACUUCAAAGUGCCAAUUGUCGAAAUUGAUCAAAAUUUCCAGGAAAUUCUAACGAACAUCCAACAGAGCGAUGACUUCGAGGAUAACUUGAAUAUUCCGAUUGACUCGCCAAAGGACCAUAUGGGACUACAUUACAUCGAUACGUUGGAAGAAAUGCAAGAAAUGGGAGUGAACACACAAUCCAUUAAUCCCGAUUUGAUUGAGGAUGCUUUCUUGUUGGUGCCAGAACUUAUCCGCAAACAUGGAUAUCCAGCUGAACGGCAUACUGUACGCACGAGUGACGGUUAUUUGUUGGAAAUGCACCGAAUUCCAUUUAGCCCUCACAACACUACUGCAGAAGGUAGACAGCCAGUUUUUCUGAUGCACGGACUUCUUGAUUCGUCCAGUACUUGGGUCAUUAUGCGACCAGGCAAUGGAUUGGCGUACCUUUUGGCUGAUAUGGGAUACGAUGUCUGGAUGGGUAAUGCUCGCGGUAACAGAUAUUCAAGGAAUCAUGUUACUUUCGAUCCCGAUGGUCGUCGCUCUGACCGUAGACGUUUCUGGGAAUUUUCAUGGCAUGAGAUUGGUACAACUGACUUGCCAGCUAUGAUCGACUACGUUUUGGCACAAACUGGAUAUGAAAAACUUCAUUACAUCGGUCAUUCACAGGGAACAACAUCGUUCUUUGUCAUGGCCUCUGAACGACCUGCGUACAAUGACAAGAUUUUAAGUAUGCAAGCUCUUGCCCCAGUCGCUUUCAUGUCGAACUUGAGAAGUCCAUUCGUUCGAGCUGCCUCAUUGUUCCUAAACACUUUGGAUACUGCUACUAGCGUUCUUGGCAUCUACGAAUUCUUACCGACUAGCGAAUUAUUAGCACUUGGCGGUCAAGCUGCGUGUCGUGAUGAGGCAUGGACACAAGCACUGUGUUACAAUGUUCUUUUCUUGAUUGCUGGAUUCAAUUCUGCCCAAACAAAUACGACAAUGAUUCCAGUUAUGCUCGGUCACACACCUGCUGGAGCUUCAGCAAAUCAGUUGAUCCACUACGGUCAAGGUGUCCGAUCAAGACGCUUCCGUCAAUACGAUUGGGGAAUGGUCUCAAACUUAUGGACAUACGGCAGUAUCAAUCCACCAGCGUACAACCUAAGAAACAUUCGAGCCCCGGUUGCUCUGCAUUAUUCAGCCAACGACUGGCUAGCUGAACCAGUUGAUGUGGAGGAAUUGCAUCAAGGACUACCGAACGUGAUUGGAAAAUUCUUGGUACCAGAUCCGUUGUUCAAUCAUUUGGACUUCGUUUGGGCUAUUGACGUUAGAACUCUGUUGUACGAUCGUGUUUUCCAAAUAAUGCGAUUGGUUGAGCAGGGUGUGUUACCAAUCCGUUAAAGUUGAACUGCUGUUGAUAGAAGAGAAGAAAUAAAAGAAUUUCCCAUCAUUUAAAA
Molecule: messenger RNA, 1549 nt
Organism: Bradysia coprophila
Lineage: Eukaryota; Metazoa; Arthropoda; Insecta; Diptera; Sciaridae
Product: lipase 3-like
Biological process (GO): lipid metabolic process
Source: RefSeq, a predicted model, not a curated record